UGAGUCACGUGGUCAGGAUGUACUUAGCUCCACAUGGGUGCACUAUCACUUGUCAGAGCAGCUGUGAUUGGAGCCGGCGAACAUGGCUGAGGAUGUGACUGUGUCAGAGGAGACUUUAACAAGUUGUCUCACUCUGCUGGUCAACGUAAACAGAGUUCUCUUGCAGAAAGCCAAAGAGGAUGCAGCAGUCUCCCUGGAGAACUUAGUCCCUCAUAAGAUCUCCACUUUGUUUGGCCUGAUCUCGGCCGGUGGAGACCUCUACAGAAGCCUUGGAGUGAAGACGAAGUCUGAAGCAGAGGCCAUUUGGAAGAAGUUCUACCACCAUGAAGGAGUCAGAGACCAGGUCGAGGAGCUCAUGCAGCUGGAGAGUGAGUGGGACUCCUUCCUGGAGAGUGUGGACAAAGACCUGCAGACUUCACAGGAGCAGCCCAGUAGCAAAAAAGGAGACAGCCUGAGCCCUGAUAUUGCGUUCACAGAUGCAAGGAGUGGAGAGAGCGUGACUCUGGGUCAGUACCUGAGUAAGGGUCAGAAGCUGCUGCUGGUUCUCAUCAGACAUGUUGGAUGACUACCGUGACGAGACCACUUGGCCGAGCUGGAGAAGAGUCAGGCUCUUCUAGAGGCUCGGUCAGUGCGGGUCUUGGUGGUGUCUUUCGCCAGCAUGGAGGCAAUUAAGGUGUGGUUGGACCAAACUGGAUCUACCUCGAAUACGGUGCUGGAUCGACCGAGAAAGGUCUACAGGAUGUUUGGCCUCGGCUCGUCGUACGCCAAAGUGAUGAAGUUCAGCAUCCUGCUACAGUACUCGGAGUUCGGAGUUGUCAACAGAGACUUCCCUGACAUCCCUCCUCGUCUGCUCGAAGACAUCUAUCAGAUGGGAGGAGACUUUUUGCUAGACGAAGCAGGGAAGGUGCUUCUCUGUCAUACAUGUAAAACCCCUCUGGACAGGCCAACUGUGACAGACAUCCUGCAGGCCGCUCAGCAUUAAAAUAUCAACGUACGGACCGAAACCUGUGAAAGCUGCAUGUGGACAUUGAUCAGAGGUUCAAGAGGUUUAAAACAUCACUGACACCACAAAGGAAGAGCAGCUCUUUGACUCACGUUGAUGAUGUCACAUCUCAAAUUCAUGACAUCAUGAAGAGGCAUGACUGAUGCUGAACUGUGAGGCAAAGACAACUGCUCUUCUUUGUUGUGUCAGAGUCGUGAUGGAAGCAUUAAAAUAUCAAUGUGCGGACCAAAAGCUGUGAAAUCUGCAUGUCAGCAUGUAGACGUUGAUCAGGGGUUCAAGAGGUUAAAAACAAUACUGACAAGAACAAAGGAAGCGCAGCUCUUUGACUCACGUUGAUGACGUCACGUGUCACACUCAUGACAUCAUGAAGAGGCGUGUCUGAUACUGAACUGUGAGGCAAAGACAACUGCUCUUCUUUGUUGUGUCAGAGUUGUGAUGGAAGCAUUAAAGAAGUAAUGCAACUGAAUUUAAUUAGCACUUGAUUUUGUAGAACAUAUGUGUGUGUAUGUUAUUAAAAAAGACACUGAUUUGCUUUCGCAGUUUUAACAUUAAAGGUGCAUCACGUUUAGUGGUCCCAAGAGGUAGCAUUUUUAAUUUUGAAAGGUUCCAAUGGCCUCAUUACCCAAUGCUGUAGCAAUACGAUACUACAGCUGACUACUUAAUUGAACUAAUUAUCUUCCUUUUGAAGGAAAAGUUCAAGAAAAAUAUUUUAAUCUUUUAAUGCAGAUAUAUUUUUAGAUAAAAUUGUGCUUGGCUAUUUUUCAAGUGGGGAAAACAAAGAUGUAAUUGCUGCUAUGUUGUACACUGAUCUUUUUAUAUCUUUAAAUAAAAUACUAUCAUUUAUCAUGAA
This is a messenger RNA of Acanthochromis polyacanthus (spiny chromis), 1853 nucleotides long. RefSeq names its product selenoprotein L (gene selenol). Lineage: Eukaryota; Metazoa; Chordata; Actinopteri; Pomacentridae. Gene Ontology annotation, molecular function: antioxidant activity; oxidoreductase activity. The record is from RefSeq and is a predicted model, not a curated record.